Molecule: messenger RNA, 4740 nt
Organism: Trichophyton verrucosum HKI 0517
Lineage: Eukaryota; Fungi; Ascomycota; Eurotiomycetes; Onygenales; Arthrodermataceae
Exons: 1
Coding region: 1-4740 (1579 amino acids)
Molecular function (GO): protein binding
Source: RefSeq, a predicted model, not a curated record
AUGGUAGGAAGCUGGUGGGAUGAGUUCUCAAACAAUCUGGCUACAGAUUUAGCGCCUCUCAUCUCCCUCUUUGGUGAAGCGCCGACUAAACAAUAUCUAAGCGAAUGCUUGACCAAGACGGACAUCUUCAUCUUUUCGAUGGCACCUCUAGGUAUUAUCACAACAAUAGUAUCGGCAAUCCGGGUCUGCGGGACACCGUCUCUGAGGGCAUUCAUCGGGAGAGCCCAGGAGGGAGCUGGCAAUGCUGAAGCCAAACUUUGCUCCUCUACCAGUCGAGAAGUCUGUGAGCUUUAUAACAAUGGAGGCAUUGCCCGCGUUUUUGGACGCCCCAAACUCCUGGAAAUCGUACAUGAUCGGAAUGCAACAAUUGAAGACUUUUAUUCGGAUAAUCCUAAUUCUCAGGCCACGGCUGGAAUUUACCCGUUCAAGGACUAUCUCAAAAAAGAUAACCAAGAGUGGAGGGAAGUGGGCAAACGCCCAAGCGAUGAAGAAGACGAGUCUGCUCGGGAUGACACACACUUUGCGAUAAACCCGAAUCUUUCCCUAAACGUAGGGAUAAAACAAGGCUCAAGGCAUUGGUUUACUGCCGCUGCUAUAUUUGGUGGCCUGGUGCAAUCAAGUGUUCUCGUAUGGGCUACAAUUGCUAGGUACAAAUUCAAUGACGUGAAACAAGACCUACAAGAUAACUAUGCCAUUCCACUGGUUGUUAUUGGUACCUGUCUUUUAUGCUUUGGAACGGGACUUUGCGCUCACUUGAUUGAGAGCAGCACUAAGGAACGGGUCUUCGAAAGGAACCCUAAGGAAGAUAAGGCAAGCACAUCUCGGCUGUACUGGGUUCAGCCGGGCACUCAGUUCGUUGGGGACCAGGCAUUUGACUCGUUUGCAUACACACACCCAGAAGGUGAAUUCACCCGGUAUAUCACAUCGUGGAAGACGGAAAAGAGUAAAUACAACGGGAUAGGAGUGUGGAUUGCAAUCAGCUGCACGUCCCUCGGGUUUUUACUACAAUUCCUCGGCCUCAGAGCUUGCCACUCGUCAGUAGCCGUCGCCCAACUGGGAGCGACGCUAGUAAUGAGUGUAGUACGCUCAGUGCUUCGCGCGAACCGAUUAAGUGACGAAGAAGUUUACCUGGUUGAUUCCCCUGACUUAUACAAGGGACAUGAGUUGGAUUGGCUUGCCCUUGAACUCAUAGCUGGACCCCAAUCAGGCAGUAGAGCAAACGGAGCAAAUAAAUUUGGACCGAAAUGGACUGUUUCUCCAAUUCAACAUCCAGCUGUACAUUUCUCCGAAGUACGCUGGAAAGUUAUCAACCCGGUCCCCGCCGAAAACGGUAUCUAUUCGGCUGAAAAUAUAUACUUUAUAAGAAUGUCUGCUCACCAAGGAGACAAUUAUAUACUGUCUGGCUUUCGACUAGAUAAUUGUGAACCUGGAGAAUUACAAGCUGAGCAGAUACAAUGCCAAAACCCCGAAGAUUGGUGGGACCCUUAUGUGGCUAUACCUGAGAAAUGGACUGCUUAUCUCCAGUCUGCACCGGAUAGAUGGCGUGUUGUCGCGCAAUCAAACGCUUCAUUGGAUAAGGCACCGGAUAACUUGGCUAAAGUUUUUAUGUAUAGAACCAGGUUACAUGAUAUGACCUACGAUUGGAAUGACAAGCUUGUCCCUGUUCGAGCGAUUGCACAAAGGCUAGCUGAUGCUGUUGAGUCCACAAUGAACAUAUUUGAUACCAUCGACAUAACUUGGAAAGAGGGAUGGGACUCAGCUUUCACUAUGUUUUGGGCAGUCCCUUGCAGCCUUAAUGAAGGAGACAAAGGUGCAGAUACCAGUGGGAAUAUCUACAUAUCGCUAAAACGUGAAAUCGGUGAUGACGGGGGUGGUAUGUCCAGAUGGUGCGCCAAUAUAGCCGAGCUGGAGGCCGUUCUAGGCCUAUGGCUGUGGUCAUUCCGGCAUUUUAACACAAGGCCAGGUGCAUGCUUUAAACGCAUACUUGCUAUGAAGCCACAACUUUCCGCAGGGGAAAAUUUAAUCUCUACCUUUAACCUCUGGAGUAACGGCAGAAACUUCAGGAUUGAAGAAACAGAAGUUGAUUUGAAUCAGCACACAUGCCCGCUCUUUGGUCGGCAUAAUGUCCCUUCUGUGUUCCAUUCGAAACGCUCGAUGGUUCUGGCAACCGCAUCUCACAUGACAACCUUGCCAGAGAUAUGUGCCCAGGAGAUAUAUUCCUUAUUUUUCACGUCAAUGGUGCAUGUAAUUCAGAGUAUAGGUGGAAGAACGGAUGUUCAGAAUUCCGGUGACCUGACCCUUGUCAACUCCAACCUCUCACGGAUUCAAGACGCUUUCAUGAGAUGUGAACUGGGCAGUGAUCGUGACUUUUUUAUCUGUACUCUUCCAGCGUUGAUUGCGAAGGGAAAUCUUCCCACUAUUCUUGAAGUUUUACCCACUACAGAGAAAACUGCAGAAGCAUACAUCAAGGACAGUUUGUGGCUAAAGGCUGAAAAGUUGCUAUCAUGGGCUCUCCUGCAUACCCAACAGCUUAAAGAUACCUCGGAUCAUGAUGAUGGUAGGACAAAAGAUGCUGAAUAUCUCAAUCGCCGUCGCCUCCUCACGCUUUCCUUGUGUGAGUGCUAUCGUAAAGCGUUAUUGAAGGGAGAAGUUGAGUUUUGCCUGAACGGCAUUACUAAGAUGUUUGACACUCUCGAUGAGCAAGAAGACGUCCCCCUAAAGGUCAUUGACAGCCCUCGGUUGGAGGGAAUGGCAAACUUCAAGGACAAUUCCAACGGAAAGGCGAAUCAAGAGCUGACGGCAAAAGGGAAUCUGCAAACGCUUGCUGACGCAGUCAACUCGUAUGGUAUCGCUGUCAAUGAAAUCGUUUACUCGAAAUCUAAGGAAAUGGUCCCAACACUUGGAGCAAGAUUAACAAUCCUACAGUCAAAGCUCGAUACGAAGCGAAAUCCGCUUCUACACAUCAACACCGACCUUCCCACUCGUCAAAUGACAAAUAUUGAGCAGAAGGGAGCGCUCCUUCUAAAGGCGGUGGGUGAUGGUUUUCUAGCAUCUACGCUUUCUCUUCUAGAUGAGGAGUCCGCUGUUAGCGACGGGGCAAACGGAGGACAGACGCUCUCCUGGGCAACCAAACAAGGUUGGAUUUCAGUCGUUAAAGCCCUGGUAGAGUAUGGAGCGGCCCUGCAAUGGAGAGAUAAAGAUGGCCGCAGUACAAUAUCCUUUGCUGCAGAAAUGGGGGAUAUCAACUCGUAUGACUACCUUCUAGCACGAGGCGCCUUUCCAAGUGUUGCAGAUAACUUCUCCCGGACACCUUUAUUUUAUGCUACAAACCAAGGCCAUAUUGCCAUUAUGAACAGUCUUAUAUUCACUGGAAGAGUGGAUCCAGAUGCUCGGGACAAAGAUGGCAAAACACCAUUGUCUAUAGCAGCGGAAAAUGGAAAUAUAGAGGCCGUGAGAUUUCUACUUUCUACGAAAAGGGUAAAAGUAGACAAUCUAGACAAUGCUUUAAGGACGCCCUUGUCUUGGGCAGCUGCCGCUGGACAUAUAGCGGUCGUUAAGCUGCUAUUAGCUGAUGGGGCAAUGUUAGAUCAGGCGGAUGCUGAUUCAAGAAGACCAAUAUCCUAUGCAGCUGGUAACGGCCAUGAGGAGGUGGUAAAGCUCCUACUUACAAGUAGUGAGUGUAAGCCAGAUCUGCAGGAUAAUGCAGGCAAGUCGGCACUAAAUUGGGCCGCAAGCAACGGGCAUGUUAACGUUGUCAAAACACUGCUGUCUUGCAAAGGGGUAAACCCUAAUCUUAAAGAUGCAGAAGGGAGGACACCGCUUUUCAAUGCUGCAUUCUCAAACCACAGUCAAGUGGUUGAAAUCUUGGGGAACGAAGAAGCCGUGGAUGUGAACUCCGAAGAUGCCUCCGGAGACCUACCACUCUACUUUGCAGCAAAGGGAGGUUGCGAAACAGUACAAGCAUUGAUGAAAACGAAGCGGGUGCAAGUCAACCUCAAGGGAAAUCGUGGGAUAACGGCUUUGAUGCGUGCUGUAAAGAGUAGCGAUGCUCAGGCGGUUGAAAUCCUUAUUGGUAUAGAAGGAGUAGACCUGGAGACACAAACUCCUGAGGGACUGUCGGCCUUAUUAAUAUCGAUAGGCUUGUUUAAAACCCGAGUAUUCGAAUUGUUGGCGGAUACACAGAAGGUGAACCUCCAGUCAACUGAAUAUUUCGGCGUAACACCGCUCUGUUACGCAGCGGCAGCACAGCAAUAUCAAGUGGUUGACUUGCUAGUGAUUAAAUAUGGAGUGGACGUAAACCUGUGCGGCCAUAUCGGACCCCCUCUACUUCUGGCGGCGAACAACGGUCGACUGGAUAUCAUGACUACCCUACUUUCGAAUAAGGAAAUAGAUGUUAACAAGAAAAACGAAAUAGGAGCCACAGCUCUAUUUUCUGCAGUUGAGUGCAUUGGUAAUGACUCUAAUGCAUAUAAAAUGGUGAAAUUGCUUCUUGAGCACGGUGCAGAUGUAAAUGUGCAGCUCCUUGAGGAAGGAUGGUCAGUUUUGCACAUUGCAAUGAUAAGAGGUUAUAGAGAACUAUUUGAGAUAUUAAUGGAGGUAGAAGGAUUGGAGCUGAACCUGAAAACUCCAGCGCGCCAAACACCUUUAGAUCUUGCAUAUCUGCAUCACCAUCAUGAGCUAGCCUUGGAACUCUCUUCCAGAGGUGGCAAACGAGGUUGGGAAUUGCUGGGCACGAAGUAA